This is a messenger RNA of Chanos chanos (milkfish), 1647 nucleotides long. It is a transcript of the gene plxdc2a, whose product is annotated as plexin domain containing 2a. The record is from RefSeq and is a predicted model, not a curated record. The transcript is spliced from 14 exons. Bases 1 to 1647 code for a protein of 548 amino acids. NCBI's taxonomy places the organism in Eukaryota, Metazoa, Chordata, Actinopteri, Gonorynchiformes, Chanidae.
AUGCGAUUUAAUUUCAUUGUUGGAGUGGUCGUGCUUAUUCAGGUGAAAAUGUCCACUGAAUAUUUGGAACUGAGUGGUGUCUCCUAUGCGUACACUGAGAGAUUCCCUCUUCCUGUGGAGAGUGGUGCUGUGGACUAUAGGCACCCCAACAAGAGAUGGAGGCGGUGGCUGUCCUCACCAAGCCCACGUCCAGCUGAGGACCAAUACCAUGACCAAAACAAACCCGACUCAGAACGCUUCCCUGAAAUAGUAACUGAUGAAACUCGUGACAACACCUCCCAGAUUGAAAGAGACAUGGACCACAGCUACUAUGUAUCCAAAAUAUAUGGAGCUACAGAUCCUGCAGGCAAGCAUCUGUGGGUGAACAUCACACAGAUGGACAGAGGAAAAAUUCAUGGAGUCCUCUCCAACACUCACAGACAAGCUUCGAGAGUCAAUCUGUCCUUUGACUUUCCCUUUUAUGGACAUUCAUUGAGAGAGAUUACCAUUGCCACUGGUGGUUUCAUUUACACUGGAGAUGUGAUCCACAAGAUGCUGACGGCCACUCAAUACAUUGCCCCUCUUAUGGCCAACUUUGACCCUAGUGUGUCCAGGAACUCAACUGUCAUUUACUUUGAUACUGGCACAGCUCUGGUGGUGCAGUGGGACCAUGUGUAUCUCCAAGAUGGUUUUGACUUAGGAAGUUUCACUUUCCAAGUCUCACUGCACAGCGAUGGCAGGAUUGUCUUUGCCUACAAGGAGAUUCCCAUUGACAUCAAUCAGAUCAGCUCAGUGAACCACCCAGUCAAAGUUGGGCUUUCUGAUGCAUUUGUGGUGCUUCAUAAGAUUCAGCAGAUACCCAACGUGCGAAGAAGAACGAUCUAUGAGUACCAUCGGGUAGAUCUUCCCAAAACCAAGAUCACCAGCUCAACUGCUGUGGAGCUGUUACCUUUACCCACUUGCCAUCAGUUCACAAGCUGUGAACAGUGUACAACAUCUCAAAUUGGUUUCAACUGUAGCUGGUGCAACCGCCUACAAAGGUGCUCCAGUGGUUUUGAUCGUAAUCGUCAGGGGUGGGUCGACAGUGGAUGCCCUGAUGAGACAACAGUCAUAGACAAAACCACCACAUCUACAUCAUCUCCUCCACCCACAAGUACCACUGCUACCAGCACCACCACCUCGAGAAUGUUCAGCACAAGUGCAGCCACCACCCACAUCCCCACCAGCAUCCCCACUGAAGAUGACACCAAGAUUGCACUUCACAUGAUUGAUGAAGGAUCCUCACUGUCUGAUGACUCAGAGGAACGAAGAGAGGAGCGGUUGCAAACUGGCCUCCUCAUCGGCAUCCUACUCACCACGGUCCUCAUGGUGUCUGCUGUACUGGUCUCUGUGUACAUGUACACACACCCUACCUCCAGUGUCAGCCUCUUCUUUAUAGAGAGACGACCGGCUCGCUGGCCGACAAUGAAGUUUCGUAGGGGUUCAGGACACCCUGCCUACGCGGAUGUGGAGUCAAUGAGUCGGGAUAAAGAGGGUUUCAUUGUUAUGGACUCAAAAGACAGUUUCGUUUUGUCAGACCACAGAGACAGCUUCAUAGUGACAGACCAAAAGGAUGGUUUCAUUGUACCUGACCAGAGAGAACGCUUUCUCGUCAUGGAGCGCUGCUGA